AGUCCGAUCAUUCAUUCUGUCUUUCUUUUUCCUCAGUCAGAUAACACAAGCCGGUGGGGCGGAUAGAUCAGUGCCUCUCUGUUACAACUUCUAUAAGCCUGUGUGAAGUCAUUCUUAGAAACAAAAUGGGAAAAAUCAAAGGAGGAUCUGUUGUGGAGAUGCAGGGAGACGAGAUGACGAGUGACCGUGGACUGUGCUAACGCCAUCAAAAAGUACAAUGUAGGGAUCAAGUGUGCCACCAUCACCCCCGAUGAGAAGAGAGUGGAAGAGUUUAAGCUCAAGAAAAUGUGGAAAUCCCCCAACGGAACCAUCCGGAACAUCCUGGGCGGCACGGUGUUCAGGGAGGCAAUCAUCUGUGAGAACAUCCCUCGUCUGGUGCCGGGCUGGAUCAAGAGUAUCGUCAUUGGACGUCACGCUUUUGGCGACCAGGGAGUACAGGAAGCAGUAUGAGGCAGCAGGCAUCUGGUACGAGCACCGUCUGAUCGACGACAUGGUGGCCUACUGCAUGAAGUCAGAGGGAGGCUUUGUCUGGGCCUGUAAGAACUACGACGGGGACGUGCAGUCUGACUCUGUCGCUCAGGGCUUCGGCUCGCUGGGUAUGAUGACCAGUGUACUGGUGUGUCCGGACGGCCGGACCGUGGAAGCAGAGGCUGCUCAUGGCACGGUCACUCGUCACUUCCGCUUUUACCAGCAGGGGAAGGAGACGUCUACUAACCCUAUAGCCUCCAUCUUUGCCUGGUCCCGGGGCCUGGCGCACCGUGCCAAGUUGGACGAGAACAAAGAGCUGGCCAGGUUUUGCAGCAACCUGGAGGCAGUGUGCGUUGAGACGAUCGAGGGCGGGGUCAUGACCAAGGACCUGGCCAUCUGCAUCAAGGGCAUGAGCAAGGUGACCCGCAGCGACUACCAGGAGACCUUUGAGUUCCUCAACACCCUGGCCGAGAACCUCAAGGCCAAGAUGGCCGCCACCAGCUGACUACCUGGCGCGCCCUGUAGUGGCCAGGACGCAGCGGUCAGGGACGCCAGCAAACUGUGACCUCUGGUUGACCUCUGGCUGACCCUUGGCUCACCUCUGGCUCACCUCUGGCUGACCUGUGGUUGACCCCUGGCUUACCUCUGGUUGACCUCUGGCUCACCUCUGGUUGACCUGUGGUUGACCUCUGGCUGACAUCUGCGUGCCAUCCCCC
Messenger RNA from Aplysia californica (California sea hare), 1184 nucleotides. Its product is annotated as isocitrate dehydrogenase [NADP] cytoplasmic. NCBI's taxonomy places the organism in Eukaryota, Metazoa, Mollusca, Gastropoda, Aplysiida, Aplysiidae. The record is from RefSeq and is a predicted model, not a curated record. Gene Ontology annotation, cellular component: mitochondrion; peroxisome; cytosol. Gene Ontology annotation, biological process: isocitrate metabolic process. Gene Ontology annotation, molecular function: NAD binding; magnesium ion binding; isocitrate dehydrogenase (NADP+) activity.